Molecule: messenger RNA, 1490 nt
Organism: Jaculus jaculus (lesser Egyptian jerboa)
Lineage: Eukaryota; Metazoa; Chordata; Mammalia; Rodentia; Dipodidae
Gene: Rgs19
Product: regulator of G protein signaling 19
Exons: 6
Coding region: 293-946 (217 amino acids)
Source: RefSeq, a predicted model, not a curated record
GGUUGGAUCGGGCUGCCACACGGUCCCUCGAGCCGUAGGAGAGACGCUGCGCCCCUGGCCCAGCUGAAGGAGGAUCCGCGCGCCCUCCUUCCUCCCGACCGCCCAGGAGUACCCCCUGCCGUCUGACUGAGUCCUUACUGCUGCAGAGCACACCCCUUUGGGUAGCUAGGGUGGGGCCUAGACCUAGCCUCGCCCACCCGCCCCCAUCCGCCUUUGGGUCACUGACUCCCAGGCUGCUGGUGAGGGUCUAGAGCUACCACCACGGAGCCUGGGCAACCCCCUCCACUCAUACAUGCCCACCCCACAUGAGGCUGAGAAACAGCACACAGGGCCAGAGGAGGCGGACAGGCCCCCCUCGAUGUCCAGCUAUGACACAGCCCCCCCAGCAGCCCCCAGUCGCAACCCCUGCUGCUUGUGCUGGUGUUGCUGCUGCAGCUGCUCCUGGAACCAAGAGCGGCGGCAUGUUUGGCAAGCAUCACAUGAGAGCAAGCUGCAACCCCUCCCCAGCUGUGAAGCUUGCACCCCACCAAGCCCCGAGGAGGUACAGAGUUGGGCACAGUCCUUCGACAAGCUGAUGCACAGCCCUGCAGGACGCAGUGUGUUCCGGGCAUUCCUGCGCACAGAGUACAGUGAAGAGAACAUGCUCUUCUGGCUGGCCUGUGAAGAACUAAAGGCAGAGGCUAACCAGCAUGUAGUGGAUGAGAAAGCACGACUCAUCUAUGAGGACUACAUAUCCAUCCUGUCCCCCAAGGAGGUGAGCCUGGACUCCCGCGUGCGAGAAGGCAUCAACAAGAAGAUGCAAGAGCCAUCUGCACACACAUUUGAUGAUGCGCAGCUGCAGAUCUACACACUCAUGCACCGGGACUCCUAUCCUCGCUUCCUCAGCUCCCCCACCUACCGUGCUCUGCUGCUCCAGAGUUCCCCACAGUCCUCCUCUGAGGCCUAGUCACUCACUUUCACACAGAUGCUCCACUCUUAUGGGCUGACUCAAGGCUCAUACACCACCACACCUGGCUGGCUAGAAGUAGGCCAAGACCCAGUGAUAAGUGCAGUGCCCUCUGGCUCUGCACUGACCUGGCCCAGCUGGAGCUGCAGCCUCAAGGUGGGCUGUAUACCCCACACCAGUAUGUAGCUGCCCAACCCAAUGCUCCUGCUGGGAUACCUCCUGGGAGGUACCUGGGGCCCCCAGCCAGGUACCCAGGAUAAGCAUGUGCAAAACAGCCUCUAUGCCAACAGAUUUGUAGCAGGAAACACACUUGUUUGAGGUGUCUACAGUGUGGAACCACAGAACCAGAUGUGGGACCUCAGAACCAGGAUCAAGUGACAGGGCCCAACUAUUAUUUUAUAUGUUCAUGAACUUUAAACCUGGAAAUAUGCCCUUAUGAUAUGCUUUAUCAAAAAAAAAGGGGGGGGGCAUUCACAUUGAUAUUUAUUCCUCCACAUGCCAAAACCAGGGAACCAGGGUGUAGUAUUCUUGGUCUUUUUUUUUU